GUGAACCUAGUACUUACCAGCCUUUUGUCUGAUUGCUUAACCACGACACAACUGAGGCUGGUUCAUAUACGUAUACAUACAUAAAUUAUACAUAUACAUAUAUACAUGCGCUUACAGUAGUAUUCAUAUCCAUGCAAAUGUGUAUUGAUUCUUUGGUUUUCUUUAUUCAAAUGUGUUCAAAUAACAUGUAACUAUGUCCAAACUACCUUCUUCUUUUUUUUUUUAUCUUCUUCAGGACACGACGCCCGAUAUAUGUAUCGAUAUGACUAGACACUCCAUACAGCAUGACGAUGUCCUAUCAAUGUAUAUUCUAUAGAACGUGCUAACUAUCUAUAUACCAUGUCCGAGCAACUGGACAGUUUCGUAGAGCAAAUGCUAAUUCCUGUAUUCGGUAUAGAUACAGAAUUAAUGUGGAACCAGUUUUUUGAAAAUGAUGUGGUACUGUCGCAACAACAACUCAACAGUGCCAAAGCCUUAUACAAGGAACUAAAAGAGAAAGUUCUAAAUGGACUCAAUUCAGACAGAUGUGGGAAAUGGGAUUCCAUAAAUGCUGGUUCAAUAUUUGAUCAAACGAAGGUUGACGAGCCAGAUGAAUUUGAUUGCUUAUUGGUCCCUAGGAUACCAUCUGGAUAUAUUAAAGCAGAAUACGAAAGCGCCCCACCUGGAUUUUGUUAUAUCCGUGUCCUUGAAGAAAACUGUUUCACAGAGUUUUGCGAAAGAGGUUACCUGAGUUCAAAGAAAUGGCGCGACCAUUUUACAUCAAGGCUGAAGGAAAUCGUCACAGGAAUCAAUAACUGGGAAUGUUUACCAUCAUACGAUGGGUCGGCGGCAGUUCCUGUAAGCUGCCGUACACGUUCCACGAAUGACAUUGAUGUAGACCUGGUGCCAGCUCUGCACGUGUUGUCCUGGCCGUCUCGUGCUCGAUCCCGUGAUGAAAUUGACAAGAUCAUUCCAUCAGAUGGUCUCCAAGGCCAUCACGUCGUAGCUAAGGCGUACAAGGAAAACGGUAUUAUUACACUUUGA
Molecule: messenger RNA, 1023 nt
Organism: Gigantopelta aegis
Lineage: Eukaryota; Metazoa; Mollusca; Gastropoda; Neomphalida; Peltospiridae
Exons: 3
Coding region: 340-1023 (227 amino acids)
Source: RefSeq, a predicted model, not a curated record